Molecule: messenger RNA, 465 nt
Organism: Mucor velutinosus
Lineage: Eukaryota; Fungi; Mucoromycota; Mucoromycetes; Mucorales; Mucoraceae
Gene: RH35
Product: DEAD-box ATP-dependent RNA helicase 35
Exons: 4
Coding region: 1-465 (154 amino acids)
Biological process (GO): tricarboxylic acid cycle; mitochondrial electron transport, succinate to ubiquinone
Cellular component (GO): membrane; mitochondrial envelope
Molecular function (GO): ubiquinone binding; succinate dehydrogenase (quinone) activity; heme binding
Source: RefSeq, a predicted model, not a curated record
AUGAACACGCCAUUUGCACUUUCAAAAUUAGUAAAGCACACUGUUACUUUCAAGAAGCAGCUGCCGCCCGUAUUGUCGUUACAUCAACAGCAUCGCAUGCAUUCAGCUCAACAACCAACCCGUCAGCAAACGUCUACUCCAGAUAGAAAGCUUGGGUCAGUUCACUGGAAAUUGGAAAGAGUAACAGCCAUUUCCAUGGUGCCACUUAUCAGUGCUACAUUCAUCAUGGGCCCAAAUACGCUGGCUGAUGUUUUGCUUGGUGUCCUGUUGCCAUUCCAUGUUCAUAUGGGUUUUGAUGCUUGUAUUACAGACUACUUUAAUCCUUCAAGAGCAAAUCCUUUACUCUGUAAAGCCAUGACAUACACACUACACACUUCAUCUACUGCAGUUAUGCUCGGCUGUGCUUUGUUUAAUUACAGAGAUAUUGGUAUCACAGAAUUCAUACAAAGAUUCUGGGCUGCUUGA